This is a messenger RNA of Passer montanus (Eurasian tree sparrow), 1825 nucleotides long. It is a transcript of the gene SLC22A31, whose product is annotated as solute carrier family 22 member 31. Gene Ontology annotation, molecular function: transmembrane transporter activity. Gene Ontology annotation, biological process: transmembrane transport. Bases 324 to 1685 code for a protein of 453 amino acids. Gene Ontology annotation, cellular component: membrane. The transcript is spliced from 9 exons. The record is from RefSeq and is a predicted model, not a curated record. NCBI's taxonomy places the organism in Eukaryota, Metazoa, Chordata, Aves, Passeriformes, Passeridae.
UUUUGUUAAACAGCCAUAAAUUUGUAGUCACAGAGAGGCCUUUCAUGAGCAGGUAAAGCUGGAAAGUCCCAUAGGCUCAUCUGGCCACGGUGCUGGUGACCUUGGGAGUCUCCAGGGUCAGUUUUCCUCCCCGUGCUGUAACUCCCACUGUGUGGGGGUGUGGAUCCCUCAGAGGGAGGCAGAAAAAUGCGGAUGGGAUUUUUUUUUAAGUGUGAUUUUUUUCAAUGUGAGUUUGCAGGUGUGAUUUUUCAGUGUGGCUUUCAAUGUGAUUUUGCAGAUGGAGUUUUUCCAACUUUGCAGGUCUGAAGCUGAGCACCCGGGUGAUGCUGCUGCCCCCAGAAAUCACAUCUUGGGACCUGGUGUGUGCCUCGCGCUGGAAGGUGCCCCUGGAGCAGACCACGCACCUGCUGGGCUGGACGCUGGGCAGUGUCACCGCCGGCCUGGCCUGUGACAGGUUCGGCCGCCGUCCCACCUUCCUGCUGUCCCUGGCGCUGGCCGUGCCCGCGGGGCUGGCCGUGGCGCUGGCUGUGGAUUUCCUCAUGGUCCUGGUGGCACGGCUGCUCUUCGGGGCCGCGCUGGCAGGAGCCUUCCUCGCCCUCUACGUGGCACGGCUGGAGCUGUGUGACCCCCCGCACCGCCUGGGGGUGACGAUGGUGGCCGGAUUCUUCUGGAUGGCCGGGGAGCUGCUGCUGCCGGGGCUGGCGCUGCUGUGCCGGGACUGGCGGGUGCUGCAGGGCGCUGUCACCAUGAUCCUGGCCCUGCUGGCUGCCAGCUGGUGGUGCCCGGCCCUGCUGCUGGAGUCACCGCGCUGGCUGCUGGCCACACGGCAAGCGGAGAGGGCCAGGAAGACCCUGCAGGCGCUGGCCGAGGACAACUGCCCCCAGGACAGCCUCCUCGCGGAGCUGGAAGCCCUGUCCGAGGGGCCCCCGCGGCCCCGGUACCACUCGGUCUGCGAGAUCUGCAGCUCCAGGGUCAUCUGGAAGAACGGCGUCAUCCUCGGCUUCGCGGCGUUCAUCGGCUCCGGCAUCCGCCACUGCUUCACCCGCAACCUGCUGCCGCACCUGCCCCACUUCUUGUCCUGCCAGCUGGCGCUGCUGGGCACCGAGGCGGCCGCCUGCCUCUUCGUGUGCCUGACCGCCGAGCGCUUCGGGCGCCGCGCCAUCCUGCUGCUCUGCACCGUGCUCACCGGCAUCUCCUCCCUCCUGCUGCUGGCCCUCACCCAGUACCUGCUGGAGCUCAUUGUCCUGACCCUGUCCGUGGUGGGCACGGCCGCCUCCCACGCCGUCACCGUGCUCAGCAUCUUCUUCGCCAGCGAGGUUCUGCCCACCGUGGUCAGGGGCGCCGGGCUGGGCCUGGUGGUGGGCGCCAACUUCGUGGGCAAGGCCGCGGCUCCCAUCACCGCCAUCCCCAACAGCCGCGGCUUCUUCCUGCACCACGUCGUGUUCGCCUCCUUCGCCAUCCUGGCGGUGCUCAGCAUCAUGCUGCUGCCCGAGAGCCAGGGCCGGGGCCUGCCCCAGUCCCUGCAGGACGGCGAGAGCCAGCGCCGCCCGCCCCUGUUCCGCCGCCCCCGCCGCGAGGACCACCUGCCCCUGCUGGCCCCCCACGCCGUCCCCCACGACUAUUCCUGCCUGGCCGCCUCCACCAAGAGGAUGCUGCGCUCCCCGGAGCCCCCCCGCGAGAUGUAGCCGUGCCCCCCGCGCUCCCCGGGGCUCUCCCUGCUGCGGGGGGGCUGAGCAGGGAUCCCCCCCUCCCCAGGGAUGUUUGGGGGGCAGCAGGACGCGUGGGCUGGGGGAGCAGCGCCCACCCCGCGGUGGGGCCGGGUGCC